UCGAACGUUGCUGUAAAUCUUGUCGAUUGCACCAAACUAUGAUCUAGAAACGCGGAUGAGUCCCGCGAUAUAUAAAGCGCGGAGCAGACCCUGUGUUUGUCAUUCCCUCGAGAUCAUUCUGCGUUGAAAGGGUAGCAACGAGAGCAGGGAGAGCGAGUCUCCCUCGGAGGGAUAGAGUAAUUUGUUUUUUUUUCUGUCGCUGGAAAGCAUCAAUAUAUAAGCGUCAAUAUGCUAAAGAUCAAUCUAAUGAUAUUCAUCAUGACGCUGGCCGUGGCGCGUUCGGAACCACCGGUCAAUUCAUAUCUACCUCCGAGAGCGGGAGUUUCCAGCGUGAAUGGUAACGGUGGUCAAACUGAUCUUUCUACUCAGUAUGGAACGCCGGAUUUUGGUAAUGGGGGUGGUGUUAAUAGAAACAGUGGCGCAACAAGUUUCAACGGUCUUGGUAAUGGCGCAGGUAAUGGUCCAUCGAAGCUUUACGGCGCGCCCGUCGGGGGAAACGCCGGUAGAAAUGGUCUAGGUCAGUCCCGAGGAAACGGAUUUGGGGGCGGACAACCCGUUAGCUCUUACGGCCCUCCCAACGGUGGCAUCGGUGGAAACGGGCGGCCAUCGAGCACCUACGGAACUCCUGACGCGAAUGGAAAUAACAGAAAUGGUUUUGGCAAUGCUGAAAAACCAUCGAGUAGCUACGGCGUUCCUGAUGUGAAUAACGGAGGCGCUUUCAGAAGCGGUGACAGUGGAGGCAAGCCAUCGACCAGCUAUGGCGUUCCCGAUGUGAAUGAAAGUCACGGAGGUGGUUUUGGUGGAAAUGGCAGGCCAUCGAAUAGCUAUGGCGCACCUGGUGCAAACAGAAACCACGGAGGUGGUUUUGGCGGGAACGGGGGUAACGGAAGACCAUCGAAUAGCUAUGGCGCACCUGGUGCGAAUGGAAAUCACGGAGGUGAUUUUGGUGGAGGCAGCAAGCCGUCGAACAUUUAUGGCGCACCUACCGCAAACGGAAAUCAUGGAGAUGGUUUUGGUGGAAACGGAGGCAACGGAAGACCAUCGAAUAGUUAUGGCGUACCUAUUGCAAAUGAAAAUACGAACGGCAAAGGUCGCUUGAGUGGCAGAAAUAAUAACGAAGGGCCGUCGAGCAGUUAUGGACCUCCGAAUGAGCCCAGAACGAACGAUAUAAACGAAUUCGGUAGCGCUAAUGGAGGAUUAUCAAGCAGUUACGGUCCACCCAAUCGAGAAAAUGAUAAUAAAAACGGCUAUUCGUCUGGAAGUCCAAAUGGAGACGCAGGAAACUUCAGAAACAACGGCGGAAGUUUUGGAAAUGAAGAAAGAAGAAGUGGCGGCGGAGGUUACAACGACAAUGCGCAAGAAGAAAGCACCGAGCCGGCAAAAUACGAAUUUUCGUACGAAGUGAAGGACGAGCAGUCCGGUAGCGAUUACAGUCACACGGAGACUAGAGACGGUGAUCGCGCUCAAGGCGAGUUCAACGUCUUGCUUCCGGAUGGUAGGAAGCAGAUUGUCGAGUAUGAGGCUGAUCAGGAUGGAUUUAAACCGCAAAUUAGAUACGAGGGCGAAGCGAACGCCGGCGGAAGAUACGAUUCCGGCAGGCCGAAUGGUAACAAUGAUGGUUAUCCUUCUGGCAGAGCAGACAGCGGCUUCGCGGAUAGCUCAAGAUUUAAUAGUGGCGGUGGUAAUAGCGGUUAUCCGAACGGUGGACCUCGCGAGGGAAAGCUUGGCGGAUUUAAUAGCGGAGGCGGCAACGGUUAUCAAUCGGGAAGGCCAGAUCAGUCUUCAGGCCGAGAUCAUAAUGAUGGUUUAAGCGGCGAUAUCGGCGGAUAUUUUUCCAACGCGCCUAGCAAUAACAUAAAUGGAAAUGACAAUAUAAAUGGCGGAAGUAAUGGACAAAAUGACGGUAAUAGUGGAUAUCAAUAUUGACGAACACAUAGUUUAAUAGAAUCAAGUAUCCUCAGUUUAGAUAAUUUUGCAAAAAGAUAAUGAAGCGACUGAAGGAAUUCAUUUGUUGCAAACUUAUCUGUAUAUUUAGCCAAAUAUUAUUUAA
This is a messenger RNA of Linepithema humile (Argentine ant), 2050 nucleotides long. Its product is annotated as pro-resilin-like. Lineage: Eukaryota; Metazoa; Arthropoda; Insecta; Hymenoptera; Formicidae. Gene Ontology annotation, cellular component: extracellular matrix. The record is from RefSeq and is a predicted model, not a curated record.